Messenger RNA from Pecten maximus, 5641 nucleotides. RefSeq lists its product as uncharacterized. Lineage: Eukaryota; Metazoa; Mollusca; Bivalvia; Pectinida; Pectinidae. The coding region runs from base 304 to 5574 and encodes 1756 amino acids. The transcript is spliced from 5 exons. Gene Ontology annotation, cellular component: nucleus. Gene Ontology annotation, biological process: homologous chromosome pairing at meiosis; synaptonemal complex assembly; male meiotic nuclear division. The record is from RefSeq and is a predicted model, not a curated record.
UUAUACAUGUGUAGUAUGAAACCAGACCGGUGUGUAAAGCUCGCCAGACUAGAAAACUACCUUCCUAACGGGUGCUAACAUGCUAGCAAACUAGCAUAUUAGGAACCUAUGUAAUACAUGGAGCGACGUUAUAAAUAGGUUCGGCUACUUGAACUUCGUUCAAAACGCCUGCUACGAUAUUGGAAUAGACACCAUACACAACGACCAUUAUCGUCCCCUAACAGCUGUCACAAGACAUCUGGACAAAACUGCCCCACGAGGCAUGCGAGACACAGGAGUUUAGACCAGCCACACGAAUAAGUCAUGGCGUCCUCUCUAGGUGGAAAUACCCGGAUCCCUAAGAGAAACAGAUCUGAACUUAUGGAGUUCAUUCGUCUUGAUUCUCCUGAUGCCAAAGAAAUAUUGCGUGAGUCUCAGCGAACAAACCUGGUAGAAAAAAACACUGAGAGGAUAUACCGAACAAUCUCAAUGUGCUUGGUCCGGAACACUGAACUAGCCAGACGAUAUGAGAGAAGAAGGAAAGCGCUGAGGGACCAGGGUAGGAAACCAAAGGAAUUGGAGGACAGAUUAUUGUUUGCUGAAGAUUCUUGGCAGGGGAUUCAGAAAAUCUGCAGGUCGGGACCAAAUUGUGAAAAAGCCAGAAACGUUCUAGGAGACAGCCAAUUCGGUCUGCAUUUAAGCAGAAACUAUGACGUACUGUUAAGAUACACUGCAUGUGCAAACGCCGACGGAAUAAGAUUCCUUCUUGUCUUUAAGGCUAUGUUCGGAAAAGUGAAAUCCGUCACACCAAAUUUGACUAAUGAUCAGUGCAGUAUCGAACCAACGCCCAACUACGAUACACACAUAUCCGUAACUAAACCAGAUGCGGACAUGGGGAUAUGCGAUGCGCAAGAUAAUAACUUCGCAUACCUGUAUGAAUAUGACGAGGAAACUACACUACCUAGUAUGUCACCGUCACAGAUACUACCAUUUGCUGUCAUUAGCCUUGAAAGAACAGCAGAGAAAAUCAUUGGACCUCUGCGAACACCGUGGCCAAAACUGAGAAAAAAGAGGCAAUCCUCAUUUAAUCCUACGUUAAAACAACAAAUCAGCGAGGAGACACAUUCUCCGCCUGUUUCUAAUAUGGAAGUCCCUUCUAAGGCCAAUUUGACAUCAACUGCGCUUACGGGAAAAGUUGACACUUCCAUGGAGAUUACUGAUAAUUGUGCAAAGAAAGAUAGCAUUAAGAAAGAAACAUUAUUUUUGAAUGAUAUACCUACUUCGAUAUCUAAUGGGAAACAGAAGUUACGCCUGGGCACAGCCCGGCGAUCAGCCAGGACGGUAAUCGGUAAGAGGACAAAAUCGGUGGGAGGGAAUGAAAAUAUGCAACAUGACUACGAGGAGGAAACAGAUUUACAAUACACAGAAUAUUUGUGGGAUCCGUUCCUUGAACCAAGGUCUUCGGACAACACAAACGUGUAUAUGGAAAGUGAAGUAUCGCCUCAAAGCCAGAAGGAAAAAUCGCCUGAAAACCAGGAUGGAAAAUCGCUUCAAAACCAGAAUGGUUCUCUGCACGAUACAGAAACUACAUCAGAUAAAACCCUAAUUAUUCAGCGAUUAAAAGAAAUAGAAAAAGAAAUUCAUACAAAACAAAAAAAACUUCGAGAACUGCGGCUAAGUCGAAGUACUUCAAUGAGGUCAGGAGAUUCAAUAACAUCUGAAGAGGGUUCAUGGGUAGAUGACGUCGUUAGCGACAAUAUCACACUGUCACCAAAAAGAGUGGAGUCAUGCGAUGACAGGAAUCAACCAUUAGACCUUAGCAAAGCAUGUACAAUAACAUAUAAAAAAGAGAAUAAAGAUGCAAAAACGAUGUCUACGAAAAUCGUCAACAACCAAUCGCAAGGCAACGACUCAAUAAUUGAUCCAGAAAAUAGAAACCAACAAAGUGCAUAUGCUGAAGCAAGCCGCGAACAGAAAGAAAUGUCACAGUUACGAACGUCAAUUAUUGAAAGCGAAGCACAUAAUUCCGCGGAGGAGAAAGGUAAAUUACAACUGAAACUCACAAUUGGUUCAGAUAAUCGUAAUUGUGACCCCGAUCGUGAUACCCCUACACCAACAUUGGACGAACCACAAGACAUGUAUUGGAUGCACACUGAACUCCCAGAUUCUCAGUGUAGUAGCAACAGAUGCAAUGGUGCUGCUAAAGAAUCUACGGAGGUAAAAGAAUUUUAUACGGGAGCAAAGGAAAACAUACAAAAACAUAAUUUGGUACCUGUCAAUGGUCAAGGUCCUGAAUAUGAUACAAACAGGUAUCGAAUAGAUGAAAGCAUGCAAUCUUCCUCAAAGAAAUGUUCAAGUUUCUAUGAAAGUUAUAUCAGGAAAAAGAAACAAACAAUGGGCGAUCGUUUCAAACUCGAUGAAAAACCAGACAUAUCUAUUGAUAUUUCCCGACAUGACCUCACUAGCAAAAGUGAUGUGAUAAUGGCAAGUCUUUCAGAUAAUGUGAACACCGAUAUGAAUCCUGUAUCUGUUGAAAAACCUUCUGUGUCAGAAAUGGAUGACCAACAAGUGAAAAGAGAGCUAUCAAGCAACACAACAUGUCUUUCUUCUCAGUUAAGUUUGCUUCCUUUUCCAAACAACUGCAUGACUCUAAAUCGAAGAGAUCCCAGGGCUCAAAAGCGUUCAACAUUAGAUACAGAAUCCAACCAUGAUAACGUGUCAGUUCCCCAAACAAAUGACAAAGACAUAGCACAAGUAAGCAAUAAAAAUGAAGCUUCUGUCACUAAAGAUGAUCAUGGAGAUGAUCCUGAAUAUCAUCAGGAUAAAUCUGACAGUACAAAUCCAAUCAAGCUCAUGUCAGACAAAGUAGAUUGCUCCGAAGCACAACACGAGUCUGAUAGUGACAGUAAACAUUCCAUUCUUGCUUGUUCGACAUCCGAUACUCACAGUUCUUCUUCUUGUGACGAAAACUCUAUACCGCAUUCGAAUGUAAUGCAGGUCGAUACAGAAGCAAAGAGUCGUCAAUCACCUUCUAGAAACCAUGGAGAUAAAGCAAUCGAUCCAGUUACGGUAUCAAACACUCCGUCCAAAAACUUGUCUUCAGAGGUUGAAAAAGUCUUACAGGGCCUGGGCAAUGCUAUCAAAGUGAUUCAGAAAAAGGUCGCGGAAUCUGACGACAAUAAGAGUUCAUCAGGCACGAAUUCUCAAAGUGACGAGGAAAUGGAAGUUGACAAAUCACAAAUAGCAACAAUCACUCAUGAAGAUCAACAAGCGAUUUCUACAAUUGUCACCGAUCGAGUAGUUCGACAGAAGAACGAUAGUGCAACUAUGAAAACGCCAACAGUGAUAGAAGUCACUUGCAUAAAUAUGCAGAAGGACAUCGUGGAAAAAAGAGCAGUUCAUGACUUCGACUCAUCUGUUGAAAAUAUCAAAAAAGUAAGCGAUUUAGACAUCGCCUCCCAUGAUGCGAUCAUGACAACUGAACAAACGGUCGAAAGCAGUAUAACGCCCAACACUCACAACAAAAAUGAACCCAUUUUAAACAUAUCAGGUGUUGAUAUAGACACGUCCGAGAACUUGACCCCCGACGAUUCCACACCAAAGCACCAAGGUUCUUCAUCUUAUAUGCCGGAUGAUCGUUUAAAUCCUGGUUGCUAUAUGUCGGAUGCUUGUUCAAAAUCUGGUUGUGAAAUGGUUUCAAAAACCUUUUCUCGGGAUGUUGAAGCUAUCAAAGAUAGCAAACCGAUAACAGAACCACAAUCUGCAGCAUCCAGUGUGAAAAUAGAAGUUACAGAAUAUGGUUUUGACGAGAAAGUGACGCAAAUGGAUAAAAACGUGGAUAAAACUCCUCAAGAAGAACCAAUCGCAAACAAUGACCUGGACAAUGACAGAACCACACAAACUGGAUCAAGUGAUUGGACUUUAAGUCAGGAAAUUGAAAAAACGUUAGCCGAAAUCAAGAAUGAAUCGUGUGUCCUAUAUCAAUCAUAUUCACUUGUCAAAGAAAAGAGCUUUCAGGGAAAGGGAACAGAAACAAUUACACAUCAACUUGACAGAUCAAUGUCCGAACAAAGACAUAGCUCUGACAUAAACAGAAGUCGGAGCAAAAGUGUGACUGGUUCGGCUGCUUCUGAUUCACAUAAACAACACGAAUACAGGCCGCGUGAAGUCUCCCCAAUUCGGGAUCCCUCGUUUGUCCCAUUCCAUCAAAAAGGCAAAAUCCUAAGUGAAUAUUUCAAAGGUAGGCAUAAACGCCUUGGUUUGAAAUGGGUUGAUAGAAGGCGAUCACCAAGUGGUUUCAGGAAACGUGCUAUUCAGAAAGCUAAAAUAACGUUAUAUAAAAACUGUUCUUCGAAAGGACAAUCAGACAGAACUCAGACUGAAACAACACGGGUUGUCAAAGCAGAAAAGAAAGAUUUCGAUGACGAUGAUCGGUCUUCGUGGAAAACAAACCAUCCAUACAGCAAACCUUAUAUCAGAAAUUUCAGCAGAAACGUCACUGAACGAAAAUUCCAAGAAAGGGGAGUAAGUUCUAGGUCAAGCAGGCAUACAGAAACACCUUGGCAUAGAACUGGAACAGUACAUCCAGAUAAUUUGAUAAUAGAUAGGCAUGGUAUGAUCAUUUCACUAGACUCGCCGAGCGACCGGUCUCGGUCGCGUCCUCGGAGUGACUCCAGAUCUGAUAGUAGAAUGCGGGAUGAUUCGGUUUUUCAUAGACGUCAAUCUAGAAGAAGUUUCGAAGGACGCAGGGAGGUUACGAGUCAUACCGAUCCUCCAAGCUCAGAAGCUACUUUGUCAAGGGCCAUGACGUCUCUUCUUAAAAGGAUCUUGUUUGAUGGACCACGAAAUGACGGAAGUACUGAAGGUAAAAUGGCAGACAUGGUAUUCGAAAUGGUUAAGAAAAAAGUAUCUGCAGGUGACCAAGAUAAAGCUUAUACGUUAGACAAUGAAAACACGAACCUGAACAAUACACAAGGUGUCAAUGAUUUGCCUGUAGAUAAUUUACCAGACCUCGUGACGCCUGAUCGACCUGAUCACUCGAAAGAUCGGUCAAAGCGUCAGGAGAGAUAUUCAAACAACUGGGAGCGAAGAGAGGUAUAUGUUGACAGAAAACAAUCAAGCAGCUGUGAUAACCGGAAGUAUUUUGAUCAAAGACGAGGAUCUAGUCAAACUGGAGAACAACGGGAAAGUCGUGGAGACCGACAUUACGAUAGGUCAGAAAACCGCUUCGAUAGGAAUGUUAGAAAUGACAGCACAGAUCAUUUUGAGGACAGAUUCGUUGGACGCGGUAGGGGAUGGAGCAGAGGCCGUGGAAGAUGGAAUUCCCCAAGGGGCAACUUCAACAAACCAUAUACCCGGAGCAAUUUUAACAAUGAUUACAACAAGCAACCAUUUCAAAGAAAAGCGGAAAGGUAUCCGUCGAGAUCAUUCAACUCCAAUGCAUCUCGAUUAAAGACCGGAAGUGAUUUUUCUUCUAGAAGAUAUUUUGACAGACCAGGUUUUAACAACAAACCGUAUGACAGAAAGUUUGAUAAAUACUCAUUCGACAGAAAAUCUCUUCCGAGAGACCGGAUCAAAGAGAGUAGCAGAAAUUAAAGUCUUUUGAUAUAUGUCAAUGGACCACUAUGUAAAAAAUAUCAAAGCAUACACGAUCAGUAAAUUG